Molecule: messenger RNA, 1004 nt
Organism: Propithecus coquereli (Coquerel's sifaka)
Lineage: Eukaryota; Metazoa; Chordata; Mammalia; Primates; Indriidae
Gene: ZC2HC1B
Product: zinc finger, C2HC-type containing 1B
Exons: 8
Coding region: 114-782 (222 amino acids)
Source: RefSeq, a predicted model, not a curated record
UUGUAACAGACAAUUAGUGGCCCCUAUUCAUGUGUCCCUAACUAAUAUGUUUUUACCUGGACUGGGCUGUAAAAAUCUGUGGAGACUGUUGGGUAUGAGUUAGGAACUUCAGAAUGGCUGGGUCAGGACCAUUUUUGGCAGAUGGCAAUCGGGAGUUAUUUCCCUGUGAAGUCUGUGGAAGACGCUUUGCAGCAGAUGUUCUGGAGAGGCACGGACCAAUAUGUAAGAAACUCUUCAACAAAAAGCGUAAACCUUUCAAUUCCUUGAAGCAAAGAUUACAAGGCACUGACAUUCCUACUGUGAGGAAGGCUCCUCAGUCCAAGUCUCAACCUGUGAGGAAAUCUAACUGGAGACAACAGCAUGAGGACUUCAUUAAUGCGAUCCGAUCAGCAAAGCAGUGUUCACUGGCCAUUAAAGAAGGCCGGCCCCUCCCGCCUCCACCCCCUCCAUCCGUGAACCCAGAUUAUAUUCAGUGCCCAUAUUGUAUGAGGAGGUUUAAUGAAACCGCAGCCCAGCGACAUAUUAAUUUCUGCAAGGAUCAAUCAUCUCGCCGAGUCUUUGAUCCAGCCCAGACAGCAGCCAAAUUGGCAUCCAGAGCUCAGGGUAGGGCUCAGAUGGGUCCAAAAAAAGAGCCAACUGUCACCAGUGCCGUGGGAGCUUUGCUGCAGAACAGAGCCCUGGAGGCCAUGAGUGGGAUCCCAGCCAAGUCAGGAUCAGCUAUGGACCCUGCUUCUGGAGCAAAACCCAGACAAGGAUUUAAUAAGUCUUCUAAAAAAGAUUAACUCCUAGAGGCCAGACUGGCUCCCUGAACCUCAUCAGCCUGGACGGUUGUAUACCCAGGAAAAUCAGCUAUGGGGAAGGAACAGUAGAGGUGAUGUCUGUUUACACACCUGUGACUCUUUUUGAGGCAUUACUUAGAAUAAGUAAAACUAGCUUCAAAUUUUCUCCUUAUUUGCCCCCUUCAAAAAUUUCAAAACAAAACCAUUAAAUACAUCAACCUGUAU